GACUCUUCCAGAUCGUCUAAGAAGUCUGCAGAGAACCCGAGUCACGACGGCCUGAAGGCAGAGUGUUUACAUGUCCGCUCCGAGGAGGAGAAGGUCCCCGCUACAAAGAAUUCUUCACCUUUGCACUCAGAAGUGGCUGAGCUCACCAAGGCAUCACCACCUGGACUUGUCAGUAACAAAGACCCUGACUCAAAGGACAGGGUACCGGUGAACGGCACAGCCGCCAGCGUUACUGAAAAACUCGCUCAGCUCAUCGCAACAUGCCCUCCUUCCAAGUCUUCCAAAAUCAGAGCCAAAAAGCAGGCAUCGUCAGCCCCGGUCAGCUUGCCCUUGGAAGAACGGGCAAUGCCGAAAGAUGACUCUCCUGCGACAGAGCGUCUGAGCUCUCCUUCCAAAUCCAGGGGCUCGGAGGAAAGAAUGAACAGUCAAGCUUCGGAGAGGGUUAACGUACGGCAGGCCAAGGACAGCAUCUUGGAAAAGUUCUGUAUCAGGAAAGAGGGAUCCACCGGUGAGAAAGAGAAAUGUAAUAACAGGACUUCCAUCCCGGUGGAGAAAGGUUCCCUCUCUGAGAAAGGUCUCCCUGUUGCGGAAAUGCCUGAAAAGCUUUGCCCUGUGUAUUGCACUUCAUUGGACUAUCGGAAGGGGGGUGCGUCGGACGCGUCAGCAGCCGUGUCACCUUUCAGUGCCGUCGGGGAGGGUAAUCUACCUUCGCCAGCACCAGCGACGUCUCUGACAUCCUCCAGUAGGAGUUCAAAUGUGAAUUGUCCCCAAUCCCCCUCAAGUUCAUUGCACUUAACUCUUGACGCAACGCGUGUGGAAUGUAUUGAUGAGCCAAGCGACAAAAGCAAGUUUACAUCCGACACUUUACCCGCUAACAGGGCUCAUAAAAUCCCUCAAAAAUCUCUGGACUUCUUACAGAACGAAAAGACGAGCAAAGAGGCGAAAAGUGUCCCCAGUGAGAAUUUAAGGACUCAUGUUCCCCAUGUACCAGACAAAAAGCCCACGCAGAGGGUGGAGCCUGGCAGCCACCGCUCAGACCCAUCUGUUGUCAGUUUUGCAAGUUUACUUAGGAAAAAACAGUUGGUGAAGGUCAGCGGCCUCUCGGAAAAGCCGCCUUACAGCAGCCAACAUGGAAGCACCAACUCGCAGACUAAACACUUUAAGAAAAGGAAAGGUAAAAAGCCGCGGUGGACCAAAGUGUCCAACAAAACCAUCCAGCACCCCAAAGUAUCAUCUGAGCAUGGCGUGGGAAGGCCAGCCUCAGUGGUCAGUGAUAGGUCUCAGCGGGGCACACCUGAGAAAGCUGGGGGGAAAACUUCAGUUCAUGGUCAACUGUCCAAGUCAUUGUCCAAAGCAAGCAUGUCCAAUGAAGGAGCCAUCAACGAAACGCACAAGCAGAACCCCAAACUGUAUAGUUCCCAUAGGAAUUACCGAAUGGUUUGUAUGCCCACCGAUGGUUCCGAUUCCUACAAACCUAAGAGAGGAAAGCCUAAAAGUAAGGACAUGCCGCAUCUGGAGGGUCCCCCGAAAAGAGCACUUAAAAUCCCAGCUUUUAAAGUAGCCUCAUCGCAGUCCAAAGAAGAGCAAGGGCCUCCUGUUCUCCAGCCAGAGAUCGAGAUGCCGUCUCUAAAAACCAACCUUCCCAGACCGGUGUUUCCGAGGAAGAGAGGGAGGCCGCGGAGGGAUUCGGCUGCCCCGAUGCGAACGCCGCCUGUCCUUUCCGUCGCACCUUUUCUGGUGACCGAUAAUCACAAGCAAACUGAAUGUGAAAACGAGAAGCAACAGAACGAUGACCAUGUGAACAGCAGACUCCAUGCUGACGACGCGGGCAGCAACUGCUCGGAGGCGGACAAGAAAUCUCUGAAGAAAAACAACGGGCAACUAGUGAAGAAUAUUAUUCGGAAGAUAAAUAAGAUGAAGACUAUUAAACGGAAGAAGCUGCUGAGUCAGAUCCUCUCCGGCGCGGCUGAACAAAGCUCCAGAGGGAAGACUCCAGUGAAGCUGCAAGGUACGGUAUCAACGCUUGCCGCCACGUUCACUUCUAAACUGGGUCAGCAAAUAAACGUCAGCAAGAAAGGCACCAUCUACAUGGGCAAGAGGAGAGGCAGGAAGCCCAAGUCAACAUCAGAGAGCAUCAUGACCAAAAAUUCCGUCAGUUCUCUAGAAAAAGCUGGCCAGCAAGAGGCUCACCCAACGUUGGGUCAAGGUGUAGCACCCAUCAUAUCCCAGAACAUACCUGGCUCCGAGGUUCUUCCUUCUCCAGCCAGUUCCCUCUCGCCUGGAGCCAGUGGCGCCCAGAGUCCCAUCAGCAGUGAUGCCAGUUUUGUGGAGCCCAGCCCCGUGCCAUAUCCCCACCCACACUCGAGGCAAGGUACCUUCCUUCAGACCCUUGCCAUGAGGAAAGCCUCCAAGGACUGCAGACAACUGUCACCCCCAGCGUUGCUGCCAAACUCUCCCUCCCACCUCAAUGAAAUCCCUUCCUUAAAGGAAGCCACUUCUUCUCCCAUCAGUGAGUCUCACAGCGAUGAGACCAUCCCCAGCGACAGCGGCAUCGGGACGGACAACAACAGCACGUCAGACCGGGCGGAGAAGUUUUGCGCACAGAAGAAGAGACGCCAUUCUUUCGAACACAUUGCUCUUCUUGCACCUCAGGCCUCGCCGGUCCUUAGCGGCCUCAAAGAGAAACACAAGCACAAAUGUAAGCACAGGAGCCAUGACUAUCUCACCUACGACAAGCUCAAGCGGCGGAAACGUAAAAAGAAGUACCCGCAGCUGCGCGCCCGGCAGGACCCGGACUUCCUGGCUGAGUUGGAGGAGCUUGUAACGCGUUUGAGUGAGGUCCACAUUUCCCACCGGGGUCACCAUUUCAUCCCCCGAGAUCUGCUUCCUACCAUAUUCCGCCUCAAUUUCAACAGCUUCUACAGUCACCCAACCUUUCCUUUGGAUCCUUUGCACUACAUCCGGAAGCCGGACUUGAAGAAGAAGAGGGGGCGGCCCCCCAAGAUGCGGGACUCCAUGUCGGAGAUGCCAUUUGUCCACAGUCUCGGUUUUCCCCUCUCCAGCACUGGCUUCUACCCUUCAUACAGCAUGCCUUACUCCCCCUCCCCCAUUACUGCAGCCCCCAUUGGCUUAAGUUAUUAUGGACGGUACCCCCCCCACCCUGUACCCCCCUCCACCUUCUCCUUCCUUCACCACCCCACUGCACCCCCCUUCCUACAUGCAUGCAGGCCAUUUAUUGCUGAACCCUGCCAAGUACCAUAAGAAGAAACACAAGCUCCUGCGGCAAGAGGCGUUCCUGACCACCAGCCGCACCCCUCUCCUUCCUGUGGGCACCUACCCCACCGUCCCCCCAGACAUGGCCUACGGUUGGAUGGUGGAGCACAAACACCGCCACCGCCACAAACACCGGGAACACCGAUCAGACCAGCCGCAGCUCUCCAUGGAUCCCUUGGCUGGGGUUGGCUCUUCUAGGACGGUUCUGGAGUCCCUGAAACGUUACAGGUUUGGGAAGGACAACAUCGGGGAGCGGUACAAACACAAAGACAAACACCGGUGUCACCUCUCCUGCGGUCACCUGACUCCUGCCAAGGGACUGCUGAGCCGAGAGGAGCAGUGGGUCCGGAGGGAGGCCCCUGAGGCGGGCUUGUUGGCUUUGGGACUUCAGACUCCAUUGCAGAUUGACUGUUCCAACAGCUCGCCCAGCCUCUCGCUCAGCGGCUUCACGUCCGGCUCCGAGCCGGCCAGCAGCGAUGAACACACCAACCUCUUCACAAGUGCAAUAGGCAACUGUCGGGGCCCCAUGUCUGCCAACACCGGGUGCAAGACGCUCAGCGAUGGCCCCACCUUCUUCACGGAGAGCAGAUCCACCAGGAAGGAGGCUGCCCAGUCCUCAGCAGGUAAGAGAGUGAAGUCAUGAGGGUCCAUGAAGGGUCAUGAGGGUCCAUGAAGGGGUACGGCCAUUCUGAUGUCUCUUCUUGCAGUCAUGGGGGUCCCGUUGCGGAGCCUGCGGCACAGUUCUAUGGUGGAGGAGUCUGUGGAUUGUUUGCUGCAGCGCACAGUGGAGGACGUCCUUCCUUCUGCCCCGUCCUCCUCCAGUCCUGCCAGGGGGCACAGCCGGGACAAAGGCCAGAGCCGGUCAGAGACACCUGCCAUGGAAUCUCCUGCGGACGGCUCCUCGUCUGGUCGUCUGCCAGGCCUGAAGAGAAGUGUGGUGGAGGCCAUUCACAAGCAGGCUCGCAGGAUGUACGGCUACGACAAAAUCCUGGCCUCCAAGAAGAACAUGGACCAUGUCAAUAAAAUCCUGAAGGCCAAACUGCAGAGACAGUCCCGGACUGGGGAACAACAUCGUGAAGAGGAGGCCGGGGAGGCCCAGGAAGUAUCCUCCAGACUCCCUACUGGCCAUGCCGCUGGUCAGCCAGCAGGAGCACAGCAGUGCCCGAUCAGACACCGUGACGGACAUUAUCGAGGCCGUAGUGCAGGGGGUCAGUCUGACCACCGAGCACCGCAAGGGCUGGAAGAGGAAGCAUUUCAGUGUAGACAAGCAGAUGAGGAAACGUCUGAGGACCUCAUUGGAUUGAAGACCAUGAGAGCAGUACCAGUCUGGCGGAGAUCUCUUUCAUCGGUGACCCCUCGGGUCGGGACAUCAGCCGGUGUCACCAGGAACGAGUGGAGGCGUUUUCCCGUCACCUGGCCCCCCUCCUGCAGCGGGAGAAGAAGGUUGCACGUCCCCCCCCAAAAAGAAAUACCAAAAGGCUGGACUCUUCUCUGAUGUCUACAAGACCACCGACCCAAAGAGUCGUCUGAUGCAGCUGAAGAAGGAGAAAUUGGAAUAUAACCCGAAGGAGCACGAGUACGGUCUGCUGCCGGCCCCCAUCCACAUCGGGAAAUAUCUCCGCCAUAAGAGGAGUGACUUCCAGCUUCCAUAUGACAUCCUGUGGCAGUGGAAACACAACCAGUUGUACAAGAAGCCGGAUGUUCCCCUCUACAAAAAGAUCCGAUGCAACGUGUAUGUGGAUGUGAAGCCGCUGUCUGGAUACGAGGCGACCACACUGUAACUGUAAGAGUCCGGACAACGUGGAGGAGCGGGGCUGUGUGGACGACUGCCUGAAUCGGAUGAUAUUUGCGGAGUGUUCCCCGAAUACGUGUCCUUGUGGGGAUCAGUGCGACAACCAGCGGAUCCAGAGACACGAGUGGGUCCAGUGCCUGGAGAGGUUCCGGGCCGAGGGGAAGGGGUGGGGCAUCCGCACCAAGGAGCCACUCAAGGCCUCGCAAUUCAUCAUCGAAUAUCUGGGGGAAGUGGUGAGCGAGCAAGAGUUCAGGAAUCGGAUGAUAGAGCAAUAUCACAACCACAACGACCAUUACUGCCUCAGCCUGGACUCCGGGAUGGUGAUUGACAGUUAUCGCCUCGGCAACGAAGCCCGCUUCAUCAACCACAGCUGUGACCCCAACUGUGAGAUGCAGAAAUGGUCGGUGAAUGGAGUGUCCCCCCCGCAUCGGGCUCUACCCCUUGAAGGACAUGCCGGCCGGAACUGAACUCACCUACGACUACAACUUCCACGCCUUCAACCCCUAGCAGCAGCAACUGUGUAGGUGCGGGUUUGAUCGAUGUCGGGGGAUCAUCGGGGGGAAGAGUCAGAGAAUGAACGGACUGACAAACAAAGGCGGCCAUCAGAUUCCGUCUCACCGCAGGCUGGGGCGCUCCAAGGAGAAGAGGAAGUCCAAGCACCGGCAGCUGAAGAGAAGGCGGGGUCACCACAGCGAGGAUCGCAGCGACAGUGUCGGAGCAUCCAACAGACUCGGCUCCCAGCUCCACAUGAAACCCAUGUCCAAACAGGGAGAGGAAUUUUGUGUUGAAGCACAGAGUGUUCUUGAUCCGGAACUGGGAGAAGACCCUCCCGGCGGCACGAGGAUGGUGAAGGAUGAGCUGAGUGCUGCGUCGCUGUAUAACACCGCUGGAACGGGGUGUGCAGAGACGAUGGAAACAUCAAAGCUGAUGUCUUCAUGACCCAGUUCGCUGCUCUGCAGACCUCCCUCUCGGUACGCACCCGCCGAUUGGCUGCCGCCGAGGAGAACGUUGAGGUGGCACGGGCAGCACGCCUGGCACAGAUCUUCAAGGAGAUCUGCGAUGGAAUCGUCUGCUACAAAGAUUCCAUGAACAGGACCCUGGCAGCCCCCCUGCUCAGUCUUCCACCCAAGAAAAAGAACCCCUACUACUACGAGAAGGUGGGGGACCCCCUGGACCUGCUGACCAUCGAGAAGCAGAUCCUCAGUGGUCACUACAAGGCGGUGGAAGCGUUUGACACGGACAUGCUGAAGGUUUUCCGCAACGCCGAGAAGUACCACGGCAGGAAGUCAGCGAUUGGUCGGGACCGUUGUGUGCCGGCUGAGGAAGGCGUAUUACAGCGCGAGGCACGAGUCGUCAGCGCAGAUCGAUGAGAUUAUGGGGGAGACCGGCGAGCGAGGCGGACAGCUGCGACACCUCCAUAUGUGACAAAGAUGGCGGCCAUGAGAAGGAGGAUGACAUCAUCCGCUGUAUCUGCGGGGGCCUCUACAAGGACGAGGGGCUGAUGAUCCAAUGUGAGAAAUGUAUGGUCUGGCAGCACUGUGACUGUAUGGGGGUGACGUCAGACGUGGAGCAUUACCUGUGUGAGCAGUGUGACCCCCGGGCCAUCGAUCGGGAAGUUUACCUACCCAUGAUCCGUGUCCUCAUUACGCUCAACCCGGAUUCAUCUAUUUCAUCUGCCUCCCCUGCGCGACGAUCUGCUGCUCCGACCGGGGGACUGCGUGUAUCUGAUGAGGGACAGUCGGAGGACUCCGGAAGGCCAGCCGGUGAGACAAUCCUACCGACUUUUAUCUCACAUCAACCGCAACAAACUGGACAUCUUCCGCAUAGAGAAGCUCUGGAAGAACGCGAGAAGGGCGAACGAUUCGCCUUUGGCCACCAUUAUUUUCGGCCCCAUGAGACGCACCAUGCGCCAUCACGCAAGUUUUACCACAACGAGCUUUUCCGCGUGCCGCUGUAUGAGAUCAUCCCGCUGGAGGCCGUGGUGGGGACAUGCUGCGUGCUGGACCUGUAUACGUACUGCAAAGGCCGGCCGAAGGGAGUGAAGGAACAAGACGUUCAUAUCUGUGACUACCGGCUGGACAAAUCAGCGCACUUAUUCUACAAAAUCCACCGGAAUCGCUACCAAUCAGCCCCCGUCUGCACCAAGAACUACGCCUUCGACCACUUCUCCAAGAAGAUGGCCCCGAAAAGAGACUUCUCUCCUCACUAUGUUCCAGACAACUACAAGCGGAACGGCGGCAGGUCAUCCUGGAAGUCGGAGCGGCCCAAGCCCCCCAGCGCCGAUCUCCAGCAGGAGGACCCCUCGCCCCUCAUGGAGGAUUUAAUGGUAAACCAUGACGCGGCGGUACAGGAGGACUCGGAGGUGGGCGGCUCCACGCAGCCGGAGGGUGGAGAGAGCGCCGCGGUGGAGAGUGACACAGCCCCCCGCCACGCCUCUGCUCCUCCCCCGAGGGACAGCAAGCCAAAAGAGACAAACUGAACGGGAUCCUCCUCCGCCUGCUGGACAAACUACCCAGCAAGAACGCCAUCGAUGUGACGUAUCUGCUGGAGGAGGGGCCAUGCCGGAAGCUGAGGAGACGCACGCUCAACCUCCCCGAAUGCAUCUUCAGGAAGUGA
Molecule: messenger RNA, 7681 nt
Organism: Staurois parvus
Lineage: Eukaryota; Metazoa; Chordata; Amphibia; Anura; Ranidae
Source: the annotation of a GenBank genome assembly